AUGGCUUCGGCAGAAAAAAACGCCCAAAUUAGUUUAGCGUUAUGCGGUAAAAAAAAGAAAUUGUUGGAAGAGAUUCAUCCAUUACAUAUUAUUCGUGAGGUUCAGAAAUGGCCCGGAUUAUACGUAAAAAACAGUCCGGAACAGACCAACGUCAAUUUAAAACACAAAAUGUGGAUUGGAAUCGCUAAAGCUCUAUUCAACGACUGGGAUAAGUUUAGCGCCGAUGAAAAAGAAUGUAAAGUUACAGACCUGCAAAGAAAAUGGCGAAAUUUGCGCGACACGUUCAAACGACAAAUAGCGAUCGAAAAACAGAUACGCGAAGGGAAAAAUAUUAAGAAGAAGACGUAUGUUUACUUCAAGUACAUGCUUUUUCUGUUACCGCACCUUCAGGCGGCGGAAGAGGAGGAAAAAGAUGAAACUGUGUCGCCUCUUCUCGAUGAAUACUUGGGUCGCAAGCGAAGCAUCCAUCCGUCAACGAAGGCGCGCCGGCAAGUCAUGCGGCGUCACGCGAACGACGUGGCAAACGAAUCAGCAGUAGCAGAGGUGGCACCGCGCGCCUCGCUCGGCACAGGUUGCACCAUCGACGAAGACGAGCACUUCCUCAUGUCACUUAUACCCUCCUUCAAGAAGAUGACGGACGACGAAAAGCUUACCACCAAAGUAGAGAUAUUAAAAGUUAUAAAGCAAGUGAGACGUAGAUCGGAACGACACGGAUCAGAACGACGCGCACCAGCGUCCCCUGCGGCCGAUAUACUCAAUAUCGAUGACUAUAAGGAAGAGCUGAUUCACGUAGAAACAGACGAGCUGUUACAGUCUGGCGACGAGUAUGAUAAUGCAAUGAAAUAUGACAAUAGUGAAGAAAGUUCUGAAUAG
Molecule: messenger RNA, 873 nt
Organism: Parnassius apollo (apollo)
Lineage: Eukaryota; Metazoa; Arthropoda; Insecta; Lepidoptera; Papilionidae
Source: the annotation of a GenBank genome assembly